This is a messenger RNA of Carica papaya (papaya), 839 nucleotides long. Its product is annotated as small ribosomal subunit protein uS17. The record is from RefSeq and is a predicted model, not a curated record. Gene Ontology annotation, molecular function: structural constituent of ribosome. Gene Ontology annotation, cellular component: ribosome; cytosolic small ribosomal subunit. Gene Ontology annotation, biological process: translation. Lineage: Eukaryota; Viridiplantae; Streptophyta; Magnoliopsida; Brassicales; Caricaceae.
AGGGUUUUCUCGUCGUCAACCGCGUCUGCUUGGAUUAGCUCUCCCUCCCUCCCUCUGUGACUUUGCUCCAGUGCCGCCUUGCAUUCUCCCGGGAGCUAACAACCAUGGCUGAGCAGACCGAGAAGGCCUUUCUGAAGCAACCCAAAGUGUUUCUAAGUUCUAAGAAACCUGGGAAGGGGAAGAGGCCCGGAAAGGGUGGGAACCGCUUCUGGAAGAGCAUCGGGUUAGGUUUCAAGACUCCCCGUGAAGCCAUCGAAGGAACUUACAUUGAUAAGAAAUGCCCCUUUACUGGAACUGUGUCAAUCAGGGGUCGUAUUUUGGCUGGUACCUGCCACAGUGCCAAGAUGGGGAGGACCAUCACUGUUAGAAGAAACUACCUUCAUUUUGUGAAAAAAUAUCAAAGGUACGAGAAAAGACAUUCGAACAUUCCAGCGCAUAUUUCACCAUGCUUCCGUGUCAAGGAAGGAGAUCAUGUUAUUAUUGGUCAAUGCAGGCCAUUGUCAAAGACUGUAAGGUUCAAUGUCUUGAAGGUGAUCCCUGCUGGAUCUUCUAGUGGCGGGAAGAAAGCUUUUACCGGAAUGUGAGGAGCUCGCUCCUGUUUUUUGCGGUAGCAUGGUGCAAUAGGUUAUGGGUUAGAGUUGUUUGCUAAAGUAAGAAGAGACCCUCCAAGUUUUGAACUGCAUUUAGAUUUUUUUGGAAAACGCGGACCAUGAGUUCUUAUCUUUUUCUCUUUCUCGUCUUUCCAAGUUUAAAUAUUGAUUUCGAGUACGGCCAAGCACAUUAUUUUAUGAAUAGAAUUGCAAUUCACUCAAUCAAUUAGAGUUAUUUAUUCCAUUGCA